Molecule: messenger RNA, 2721 nt
Organism: Phytophthora megakarya
Lineage: Eukaryota; Oomycota; Peronosporomycetes; Peronosporales; Peronosporaceae
Source: the annotation of a GenBank genome assembly
AUGCCAAACCUUGUCAUCUUGAAGGUGAAGUCGAUGACGAAGAGAGCGGACUCUCUUCGGGUGUUGGUGGACUCUGGCGCGACGAACAACUUUGUUCGACAGCAAAGUCUACCGUUGUUGGACUUCGAGGAGAAGCAUGUGCCUCGAAGUCAGUUGGAAGUACGAUUGGCAACAGGUGCCAUCGUGAAGACCGAGAAGCGCGUGAUUCACGCACGCUUUUCGUACAAACACCGGGUGUUUGUAGAAGAACUUCUCGUCCUGGACAUGGAUGACAAGUUCGACAUGAUGUUGGGCAUGCCGUGCCUUGCACGGCAUGAUCCUAUUAUCGACUGGGAGAGGCGUACGGUCAGACAGUGGCUUGCGUCGGAGUUGAUCUCGCUUCCAGUCAUGAGCUGGAAGGGCUUCGCAAAGGACCUGUACGAUGGACGCAUCGAACAGCUAUGCAUUCUUUCGGACCGCGAAAGAAUGACAAGUGAAGCAGAAAAGUUGAGCCAACUCUUCGCUGGAAGCGCCACUGAGAGUGAAGAUAUUCUCAGUGCCAAGACGAAGAAGGAACGCUUCGAGGAGCAGCGUUGGGACUCACUGAAGUCGAGUCCCUAUUACGAGAUACUGCGAGAGCACAGAGACGUACUCCCGGACGAGAUCCCUGCGGAGAUUCCGCGGGAGAAGGGAAUACAACACGAUAUUGAUCUCGUGCCGGGGACGAAGUAUUGCGUGACGCGGCAGUGGCCACUGCCGCAGGAUCAAGUGAAGGCAAUCGACGACUUCUUCGAAAGUCGUCGCAAGGCAGGACAAGUGCGGGAAUCAGAGUCCACGCACAGCGAACCAACGUUCUGUGUCAAGAAGCCACAGGGUGGUUGGCGCAUCGUUCAUGCGUACAAUAAGCUGAACGAUGCGACGAUACCGGCACAGACGCCGAUACCUCGAAAAGAUGUCAUCAUCGAUUCGAUGUCCAAGGGCACCAUCAACAGUGCUCUUGAUCUGAGAGACGGGUCCUAUCAGAUCCUGAUGCGUGAGAGCGAUAUCCCUCUCACGGCGGUAAGCACCCCAAGCGGUAUGCUUUGGGAGUGGCUAGUUAUGCUGCAAGGACUGAAGAACGCCCAUGCGACUUUCAAUAGAUGCGUCACGCAUCUAUUGCCUUCGAAGACGGACGUCGAGAUACACAAGGAGCAUCUCUGGGCACCGCUUGGGCUCAUGCGCAAGCACAAGCUCUAUGCGAACCUGAAGAAGUGCAUCUUCGGCAAGAUUCGCCCGCUGUCGCCGUUUCUGAAGAAGGAAGCUGCGUGGGAAUGGACUGCUGAGUACCAGCAGGCGUUCGAUGCAGUCAAGCUGGGCUUGACUGAAGCGCCGAUCUUGGCUGUGGCUGACCAAGAUCGUCCCUUUCACGUAGUGUGUGACGCAUCCGAUUUUGCGAUCGGAUGUGCGCAACUCGAUCACGAGGGCCGUGAUCGAGUCGUCUACUACCAGUCGCGUCAGCUGAAGCCAGCUGAGCGAAACUACCGUGUACAUGACAAGGAACACCUUGCCAUGAAGUAUGCAUUCGCGAAGUUCCGAGUGUACUUACUCGGCAAUACGCCGUUCGUGGUCUAUACGGACCACUACCACGGCCGGGUCGAGUACAAACCCGGGAGGUUGAAUGUCGUCGCGGACGCAUUGUCGCGACGACCGGAUUAUGCUGUCAAGACAGCCGACGUCAACCGGAUUGACGUCGCUCGGACAUAUACACCAUCGUCGUCCUUGUUGGACGAGGUGAAGGCCGUGUAUGCGCAUGACGCAGACGCGAAGCAGCUGAUCGACGCUGUAGACGACAAUGCGGAACGUAUUGUCGUGCCGAAGGAUCCUGACCUGCGCAGCAGGAUCAUGUACGAGUAUCACGAUGUCCCCACGACAGGACAUCCGGGACGUGAGAAGACGUAUUCUCUUCUCACGAGCGAAUUCUACUGGAACCACCAGUACAAGUGGGUGCGCAAGUACGUACGUACUUGCGAUGUUUGCCAGCGAGUGAAGCCUGCACCUCACUCGCAGGCUCCUCUGCAACCACUGCCGACUCCGUCGGAGUGUCGGGAGUCCGUUUCGAUGGACUUCGUGUUUGGCCUUCCGCGCGAUCCUAGGCGGAAGACUGGUAUUGUGGUCUUUGUGGACCGCUUCAGCAAGAUGGUGCAUCUCGCUGCUGUCGCAGCGGAGGUGACCUCCGUACAGACGGCACGUCUGUUCGUAGACAUGGUGUUCAAGCACCAUGGCAUGCCCAACGACUUUGUCUCGGACCGCGAUCCGCGCUUCACAGCGCGUCUCUGGCAAGAAGUGUUCACACUUCUUGGAACGCAGUUCUCAAUGUCGACUGCGGAUCAUCCGCAGACGGACGGGCAAACCGAGCGCGUGAACCGCGUGCUCGUGGACUUGCUGAAAAGCUACGCCCAGUCGUUCCACAACUGGAGCGACUACUUGUCGAUGGCCGAGUUCGCCAUCAACAACGCGGUGCAUGCCUCGACUGGGCAUACACCAUUCUUCGUGACCGCCAUGCGGCAUCCACGCCUUCCGAGCACGCUCGAGGCGGUGGCUUCCUCCUUAAAUGGGGUAGGAUCUACGGUUGCGCUCGAACAACCGCAGAAGACAGCUGAUACGGAUCUAUCAGCUGCGACGACGCGUGCGAGAGCAAGAGCCCGCACACGACAAAGCGACGUGUCAGGGCCGGGCACUGACACUGUGAAGAACCACGAGUAG